Sitophilus oryzae (rice weevil) is the source of this 741-nucleotide messenger RNA. RefSeq lists its product as uncharacterized. Bases 1 to 741 code for a protein of 246 amino acids. The transcript is spliced from 3 exons. NCBI's taxonomy places the organism in Eukaryota, Metazoa, Arthropoda, Insecta, Coleoptera, Curculionidae. The record is from RefSeq and is a predicted model, not a curated record.
AUGGGAAGGUUGUAUGGCAGUAUAUUAAAAGAGAGAGUUUUUGAAGAAAUAGAAGAACAAGGUGGUUUACGCGCUGGGCGUUCUUGUACAGACAACAUAUUUGUGUUACAACAAAUAAUUGAAAAAAGGAGAGCUCGAAAUUUGGACACGCAUCUGGUAUUUAUAGAUUUAGAGAAAGCCUAUGACACGGUGCCUUUGAAGAAAUUAUUUGAAAUCUUGGUUGAAACAAAUGAGGCAUUGAAAAACUGGAGAAGGAAGAGUAGAGCUAUGGGAAUAGAGAUUGACAACCACUGUCUAUCGACCUUGUUCUUUGCAGACGACCAAGUUAUUGUUGCAGGUUGUGAGGAGGAUGCCGACUAUAUGUUGAGGAAACUUGAUGAAGAAUACGACAGAUGGGGACUCAAUAUCAACCUCACAAAAACCGAAUACCUGAAAGUAGGAGAAGAACAAACUGAAGAUCCUAAACUACACAUACAUGAAAUUAAAAGAUGUAGCGAAUAUAAAUAUUUAGGAAGUAUUAUAUCUGAAGAAGAGAACUCCAAGAAAGAUAUACAUAGUAGAGUUCAACAAGCAAAAGAAAGAAGGAUGGCGAGUCAGUGGAGAUGGACUUUCUCAGAAGAGUAUGUCGCAUAUCAAGGAUGGCACACAUUAGAAAUGAGGAGAUCAGGCAAAGAACAAGGCGAAUAUAUACCAGCACCGACAACAUCGAAUCGAGACAGCUACUAUGGUAUGGGCACGUAA